GGCGGCGACGCGGGCCGGCGGCCCUGCGGUGCGGGAGGGCGGCUGGGCAGGCUGCAGGGAUGCUGCGCGGCGCGCUACCCCUGCUCGGGCUGCCCCUGGCGGGAGCGGAGACAACUGAAGAGCCCACCCGGGAGCCGGGGUCGCCUGGCGAGCCGCCCCCAGGCUUGGCGCUCUUCCGCUGGCAGUGGCACGAGGUAGAGGCGCCCUAUCUGGUGGCUCUGUGGAUCCUGGUGGCCAGUCUGGCCAAAAUCGUGUUCCAUCUAUCCCGGAAGGUCACAUCACUGGUUCCUGAGAGCUGCCUGCUGAUUCUGUUGGGCUUGGUGCUAGGGGGCAUUGUCUUGGCUGUGGCCAAGAAAGCAGAGUACCAGCUGGAGCCCGGCACCUUCUUCCUCUUCUUGCUGCCCCCUAUUGUGCUGGACUCAGGCUAUUUCAUGCCUAGCCGGCUGUUUUUUGACAACCUGGGUGCCAUCCUCACCUAUGCCGUCGUGGGCACACUUUGGAAUGCCUUCACAACCGGCGCUGCCCUCUGGGGCUUGCAGCAGGCCGGACUUGUGGCUUCCCGCGUACGGGCUGGCCUGCUGGACUUCCUGCUGUUUGGCAGCCUCAUCUCGGCGGUGGACCCCGUGGCCGUGCUGGCUGUUUUUGAGGAGGUGCAUGUCAACGAGACACUCUUCAUCAUCGUCUUCGGGGAGUCCCUGCUCAAUGAUGCAGUCACUGUGGUGCUGUACAAGGUCUGCAACUCCUUUGUGGAGAUGGGCUCUGCCAGAGUGCAGGCCACUGACUACCUGAAGGGUGUCGCCUCCCUGUUUGUGGUCAGUCUGGGCGGGGCAGCCGUGGGCUUAGUCUUUGCCUUCCUCCUGGCCCUGACCACACGUUUCACCAAGCGGGUCCGCAUCAUCGAGCCACUGCUGGUGUUCCUCCUCGCCUAUGCAGCCUACCUCACUGCUGAAAUGGCCUCGCUGUCUGCCAUACUUGCGGUGACCAUGUGUGGCCUGGGUUGUAAGAAGUAUGUGGAGGCCAACAUUUCCCACAAAUCCCGCACAACUGUCAAAUACACAAUGAAGACCCUAGCCAGCUGCGCCGAGACCGUCAUCUUCAUGCUGCUUGGCAUCUCAGCCGUGGAUUCCUCUAAGUGGGCCUGGGACUCUGGGCUGGUGCUGGGCACCCUCUUCUUCAUCCUGUUCUUCCGAGCCCUCGGCGUGGUCCUGCAGACGUGGGUGCUCAAUCAGUUCCGGCUGGUCCCUCUGGACAAGAUUGACCAGGUGGUGAUGUCCUAUGGGGGUCUGCGGGGGGCUGUGGCCUUUGCUCUCGUCAUCCUCCUGGACAGGAACAAGGUCCCUGCCAAAGACUACUUUGUGGCUACCACUAUUGUGGUGGUCUUCUUCACAGUCAUCGUGCAGGGCUUGACCAUCAAGCCACUAGUCAAGUGGCUGAAGGUGAAAAGGAGUGAGCAUCACAAACCCACCCUGAACCAGGAGCUGCAUGAGCACACUUUUGACCACAUUCUGGCUGCAGUGGAGGACGUUGUGGGGCACCAUGGCUACCACUACUGGAGGGACAGGUGGGAGCAAUUUGACAAGAAGUACCUGAGUCAGCUGCUGAUGCGGCGAUCAGCCUACCGCAUCCGGGACCAGAUCUGGGAUGUGUACUACAGACUCAACAUCCGGGAUGCCAUCAGCUUUGUGGACCAGGGAGGCCAUGUCUUGUCUUCCACAGGCCUGUCUCUGCCCUCUAUGCCUAGCCGCAAUUCCGUGGCAGAGACCUCUGUCACCAACCUGCUGAGGGAGAGUGGCAGUGGAGCAUGCCUGGAUCUGCAGGUGAUUGACACAGUGCGCAGUGGCCGUGACCGUGAGGAUGCUGUGAUGCAUCACCUGCUGUGUGGAGGCCUGUACAAGCCACGGCGCAGGUACAAAGCCAGCUGCAGCCGCCACUUCAUCUCCGAGGAUGCACAGGAGCGGCAGGACAAGGAAGUCUUCCAGCAGAACAUGAAGCGGCGGCUGGAGUCCUUUAAGUCCACCAAGCACAACAUCUGCCUCACCAAGAGCAAGCCCCGACCACGCAAGGCUGGCCGCAAGAAGAAGGAUGGUGUGGCUAGUGCUGAAGCUACAAAUGGGAAACCGCCUCGAGACCUGAGCUUUCAGGACACAGCUGCUGUGAUACUAACUGUGGAGUCGGAGGAGGAGGAGGAAAGCGACAGUUCAGAGACAGAGAAGGAAGACGAUGAGGGGAUCAUCUUUGUGGCCCGGGCCACCAGUGAAGUUCUCCAAGAGGGCAAGGUCUCAGGAAGCCUUGAGGUGUGUCCCAGCCCACGCAUCAUCCCCCCAUCUCCAACCUGUGCAGAGAAGGAGCUGCCCUGGAAGAGCGGGCAGGGGGACCAGGCAGUCUAUGUGUCCUCAGAAACCACCAAGAUCGUGCCCGUGGACAUGCAGAUGGGCUGGGACCAGAGCCUUUCUUCCCUGGAGAGCCUGGCAUCCCCGCCCUGCACCCAGGCCCCACCUCUGCCUCGCCUGCCUGUUUGGCCCCUGGCUGCUGCUGCUGCCGCUGCCGAGGAGCCCACACUGGACCUGCUUUCUGAUCCUCGCCCCAGCUUCGCCUUCCCCCCAAGCCUGGCCAAAGCUGGCCGCUCCCGCAGUGAGAGCAGCGCUGACAUCCCCCAGCAGCAGGAGUUGCAGCCCCUCAUGGGCCCCAAGGAUCCCACUCGGCUCAGCCCAGGCACUGCGAACUCCCACUGGUGCAUCCAGCUGAGCAGAGGUGGCCUGCUGUAGCCCAGGGCCCCGGGGAGG
Molecule: messenger RNA, 2783 nt
Organism: Ochotona curzoniae (black-lipped pika)
Lineage: Eukaryota; Metazoa; Chordata; Mammalia; Lagomorpha; Ochotonidae
Product: sodium/hydrogen exchanger 5
Exons: 16
Coding region: 60-2765 (901 amino acids)
Biological process (GO): proton transmembrane transport; sodium ion transport; regulation of pH
Cellular component (GO): membrane
Molecular function (GO): sodium:proton antiporter activity
Source: RefSeq, a predicted model, not a curated record